GGAUCACCUCGAAAUUUGACGAAUUCAACCUUGGAUUGGGAAAGACUCGCCGCUGCAACUCCUCCCUGGUAUCGCCGGCCUGCUGCACGCGACGGAGGAAGAAGAGGAGGAUGUCGCUGGAACCCCUGGAGUCGACGGCGAGUCACGGCACUGCCCUAGUCGGCGGAGACGAGCGAAAGAACGGGCGCUUGCUUCUAUCCCUCGGCGAUGCGCGGACGGAAACAGUGGCGAAGACCAAGGAAGAUGACACUGGCGGCGUCGGCUUCCUGGUCGGCAUCUCCGGUCGAUGGUACAUCGGCGGACCCCAGGUAACGGAAGAGAGAGGGACGAGUCGUGCGUUACGCGAUUGGAUUUCCUUUCCUUAACCUCUUCGGCGUUUAUUAUAAUUUUUUUUUUCAAUGCUAUUGACUCUAUACAAGGUAGUAUGAGUUCAUACUAUUCUCAAGAACCAAACACAUUUUUUUUCAAAUUCUUGAAUCAAACAUAGCGUUAUAGUGUACCCCCUCCGUCCCGGAGUAUUCGUCCACUUUUGACUUUUGGAACUGUUCAUCUAAGCACUUUGACUCAUCAAAUUCUCUCAAUGUGUAAGCCUAAAUAUAGUCAUGUGUGAUCUUGUUUGAUUUGUCUUAACAUAUAGAUUAUUAAUAUAUAAUUUCUAUAAUUUUUUAAUAUACAAAUUACAAGAUAAAAUGGAUUAAAGAAGUGUAUUCGAUGGUGUUUAAAAAUGAAAGUGGACNAAUCAAACAUAGCGUUAUAGUGUACCCCCUCCGUCCCGGAGUAUUCGUCCACUUUUGACUUUUGGAACUGUUCAUCUAAGCACUUUGACUCAUCAAAUUCUCUCAAUGUGUAAGCCUAAAUAUAGUCAUGUGUGAUCUUGUUUGAUUUGUCUUAACAUAUAGAUUAUUAAUAUAUAAUUUCUAUAAUU
This is a messenger RNA of Cuscuta campestris, 925 nucleotides long. Lineage: Eukaryota; Viridiplantae; Streptophyta; Magnoliopsida; Solanales; Convolvulaceae. The record is from the annotation of a GenBank genome assembly.